Molecule: messenger RNA, 2277 nt
Organism: Eptesicus fuscus (big brown bat)
Lineage: Eukaryota; Metazoa; Chordata; Mammalia; Chiroptera; Vespertilionidae
Gene: BANK1
Product: B cell scaffold protein with ankyrin repeats 1
Exons: 15
Coding region: 13-2277 (754 amino acids)
Biological process (GO): negative regulation of B cell activation; B cell activation; signal transduction
Molecular function (GO): protein tyrosine kinase binding; signaling receptor binding
Source: RefSeq, a predicted model, not a curated record
AAAGACAUCCUAAUGAUUUAUGAAGAGGAUGCUGAGGAAUGGGCUCUAUACUUGAGAAAAGUGUUUUUACAUAUUGUGAAAAGGGAAGCAAUCCUGUUGUACAGCUUGGAGAAUUACUCUCUUCGGGAUUUGGAAUUGCUGAGUUUAAACUCUUACAAAUGCAAACUUCUGAUACUAUCGGAUAGCCUGCUUAAAGACUUGACUCCAAAGAAAUGUCAGUUCCUGGAAAAGGUACUUUCUUCACCAGAAAGUGUGGUUACCCUGCUGUGUGGGGUGGCGAGUUCAGAUCAGCUCUACAAGUUGUUAAAUAUCCCUGGAGGCAGAUGGGAGAUCUCAACUGAGCAGGGGCCCGAAGACUACAUCUCUGUAAUCGAGAGCAUCAUAUUCGGAGGUUCUAACGACUACCUCGAGUUCAGUAUUCCGACAGACGUAAGAGUGGAACAUCCUGGCGAAGUAAGUGAGAGGAAGCAACUGGAAGACUUCUCUGAAGUUCCAGGAAGCAGCCGACCACUGGCAAUGGUGCUUCCCACCGAAGUUCCCUGUGAGAAUCCUGGUGAAAUAUUUAUUAUUUUGAGAGAUGAAGUAAUCGGUGAUAUGGUGGAAGUUGAAUUUAUGUCAAAUAAUAAAUGCAUUAGAACACGGCCAGCCCUUUGGAAUAAAUCUGUCUGGUGUAUGAAAGCUUUAGAUUUUCCUGCUGGCUCCAUCAAUGUCCAUGUCUACUGUGAUGGAAUUAUUAAGGCCAAAACUAAGAUGAAAUACUAUACAACAGAAAAGGCUGCGGGAGGCCUAUUGGAAGUGGCAGGUCCAGGAGGUGGUGUGUGUCAGAAUGACAUGGAAGAAUUUGAUGAUAUUCUCACAUCCAUAUUCAAACAAGAGAUACCAAAUUAUAAGUUCCAAUCUCUUCAAACUGAAAUCUACCCUCAAAAAGAAUAUACUCAUUUCAAAGAACUUCCGACUCUUCUCCACUGUGCAGCAAAAUUUGGCUUAAAGAACUUGGCUAUUCAUUUGCUUCAGUGUUCGGGAGCAACCUGGGCGUCUCAGAUAAAAAAUUUGGAGGGUUCAGAUCCAGCAUGUAUUGCUGAAAGGCAUGGUCACAAGGAGCUCAAGAAAAUCUUCGAAGACUUCUCAAUCCAAGAAAUUAGUAGAAAUAAUGAGCAAGAAUAUGACUAUGAAGAGGAUGCUACUUCACUUUCUGCAUAUUUUCCCACCAUACAGAACCCAGCAUUUCAUCAUGAAAGUGGGCAGACAGAGCGGCAGAGUGCUGAAGGAGCUGAGGCAAAUGAAACAGCAGAGGAAGAAAAAGAGAAUGAAUCAGGCGCCGAGACCAAGCACAGCCUUCCCGAGGUUGACAGUGGGAGCUUUGAGGACCAGUAUGAUGACUUGUACAUGUUCAUUCCUGGAGACAAUGCAGAAAUCAGCUCACAAGAACCACUCACGGAUGACAGACCACCUCUUCCCCCGCCUCGAUCUGUAGUUGCUGCCCUGCAACUGGAUAAACCUCCCUUCACAUUACAAGGGAAAAUGUUGGAAGGCCAAAUGGAAAGAAGUCAAAAUUGGUGGGACCCCAGCGCAAACCAGGAAACAGGAGGUGAGCCCAGAGGAGAGGACGAACAGACCGAUGAAAAGGAGCAGGAGGAGGAGAAGGAGGACCCGUACACAUUUGAGGAGAUUGAUGACAGUGACUAUGACAUGAUCCUGGCCAAUUUAAGUACAAAGAAAAGAAUCGGAGGCCGGUCUUUCAUUAUAAACAGGCCGCCUGCUCCUACACCUCGACCCACAAAUGUCCCUCAGAAAGCAGAAACCACCCCUUACAUAGCUCAAGUGUUUCAACAAAAGGCAGCCAGAAGACAGUCUGAUGGUGACAAGUUCCAUGGUCCCAGGAAACAAGACAGACCUCGGACGGAGAGUCAAGCCUUUCCCACUUUGAGGGGCUGCCUGGCUGCUGGGCAAGACGAACUCAUCCUCCUGCAGGAGAAAGUGAAGAAUGGGAAACUGUCUGUGGACCAAGCCCUUGAGAAGUUUAAACACUGGCAGAUGGGAAAGACAGGCCUGGAAAUGAUUCAGCAGGAAAAACUACGCCAACUACGGGAUUGCAUUAUUGGGAAGAGGCCAGAAGAAGCAAAUGUCUAUGAUAAGCUCACCAUCGUGCACCAUCCAAACGGUAACGAACGUGUCCACAAUGAAAAUACUUUAUAUAGCCUACCCCUCGGCAAUAAGCCUCCUGCUCGACUCCAAGUUGAAAAGGAAUUUGGUUUCUGUUGCAGAAAAGAUCACUAA